UAUUUGUGUCUGAGAGUUGAAUUUGUGAUGGAACUCGGUUUUAGGCACCAACUUGGCCUUGUUUGUGUCAUAUUCCUCUUCCCUGCACUCUGCAACUGCAAGGAAUAUUUCACCAACUCAAGAGCAACCUAUUAUGGCAGCCCCGACGGCUACGGUACUCCAACCGGAGCAUGUGGAUUCGGGGAGUAUGGAAGGAAGAUGAAUCGGUACGAUGGAAGAGUGGCAGGGGUCUCUGGGCUAUGGAGGAAUGGAGCUGGUUGUGGCACGUGUUAUCAGGUAAAGUGCAAAAUACCAGAACUGUGCGAUGUGAAUGGAGCAUUCCUGGUGGCAACAGACCAGGGUUACGGAGACAGAACGGACUUCGUAAUGAGCCCACGGGCGUUCUCAAGAUUGGGACGCAAUCAAAAUGCAUCUGCAGAGCUAAAGAAAUACGGUACAGUGGACAUUGCAUACAGAAGAGUUCCAUGUACGUUCAUGGGCAACGUCUUGUUUCACAUAAAGGAAAGUAGCAGCAACCCUGGUUACUUGGCCGUUCUGAUUCUGAAUGUAAAUGGAAAAUACGACGUCAAUGCUGUUGAAAUGUGGCAGAAAGGGCAACAACGAUGGGAACCCCUUCGAAGAGUGUAUGGGGCAGUGUUUGACUUUGCGAAUCCACCCAGAGGUGCAAUCCUGCUGAGAUUUCAAGUUGGCGUUAAUUGGAUGACACCAAACAUCCCUAUCCCUUCUAAUUGGAAGCCUGGAGCUACUUAUGACACCAAACUUCAGCUUUAAACAUCAACACAUUAUUACAAAUAACUCUCCAUGCUUCU
This is a messenger RNA of Vigna umbellata (rice bean), 809 nucleotides long. RefSeq names its product expansin-like B1. The record is from RefSeq and is a predicted model, not a curated record. Gene Ontology annotation, cellular component: extracellular region. Lineage: Eukaryota; Viridiplantae; Streptophyta; Magnoliopsida; Fabales; Fabaceae.